AUGAACAAAGCAAUCACUAGGCCAACGACACCAGCCAGACUGAGGUCGUUGGCCGAAAGGGCGCCGUUAAAAACAGGAGCACUUGCGGCGACGGAGGGCCCGUUCUCUGACGCGGCCAGCGAGGACGAAGCCGAAGCCGAAGAUACCUCCACACUACCUACAUCUGUAGUUGCCGUGGUGAAAGACGGCAAGAUUGAGCAGAAAGAUACCUUCAGGGCGCUUGCUCCAGUGGCGCUGGGUGAGCUUGUCUCACUUGCCGUGCCUUCCACAUCCGCAGCACCUGUAGCUCUGGCAGCAGUGGAAAAUUUUGAUCCAGCUCCAGCUGCAGUGGCAGUAUUGAUGAUGUUGGACAUCGUGAAAAUGGAAUGUUCAUUCCCUGCCAAAGUAUCAUUUGAUACAGCUGCGGCUGCACCGGACGAGGUUUGA
Molecule: messenger RNA, 426 nt
Organism: Penicillium atrosanguineum
Lineage: Eukaryota; Fungi; Ascomycota; Eurotiomycetes; Eurotiales; Aspergillaceae
Exons: 1
Coding region: 1-426 (141 amino acids)
Source: RefSeq, a predicted model, not a curated record